CAUAUGAAAGUAAAUCGAAGCCGAAGCACGACAAUAGAAGCUCAUAGUUGCGUGGUUGGAGUUGGUGAUUGUAGUUCUAUUUAAUACUUUGGGCAUUAAAUAUUAAAAAAUGUCGUUAAAUACAGCACAUGCAAAUGGAGGAGUUUUAAUACACGCAGGAGAAUGCAUCCUGCUCUUUUGUGAUCAUAUAACGAUAGAAUUUCAUGGACAAGAUCAACCAGAAUUCAAGGGCUCGAAACAUGGACGACUCUACUUAACCACUCAUCGCAUGAUUUUCAAUGCCAAGGAAUCACGUGACAAAAUGCAGUCUUUCAGUUUCCCAUUUGUUACUCUUAGAGAUGUUGAGUUACAGCAGCCAGUGUUUGGAGUAAACUAUAUAAAAGGCAAGGUCCGAGCCCAACCAAAUGGAAACUGGAUUGGGGAAGCAAAGUUUAAGAUCAUGUUCAAAAAUGGAGGCGCAAUUGACUUUGGCCAAGCAAUGCUGAAGGCAGCUCACAUGGCAUCAAGAGGAGGGUCACCAAGUGAUGCUCCACCACCAUAUGCACCUCCUAUGGGACCAUGGUAUGCAGCCCCUCCUCCAGCAUAUGCUCCGUCUCCAGCUGGGUACUAUGGAUGGGUUCCCCCCACGCAUGCAUUCCCUGAUGCACCACCUGCAAAUUCAGUAUAUAUGACAGAUAUGCCACCUCCAUACCCUGGUAUCAAUGCCUAUAAUGGAUAUGUAACUGCAUCUGCACCACCACCACCUGGAGCUGUAGGUUUUACCCAGUCACCAGCAGGAGCACCAUCUUCAGCUGAUGCAAAAGCAGCUGAAGCAGCUCAAAGUGCAUACUAUGAUCCAAAUCAACCACAGUGUGCAUAUGUUCCACCACCAGCAUAUUAUGAGUCCCCACCAACAUACCAGGCAGCAACAACCAAGAAAGGCCAGUAAAUUCACUUACCUAGCCUUCCCCUGUUAUCAUUUCCUCUUAGAUAGCUUGAAUGGUUCUUUGAGUUUACUUUCAGCAUGGUAAAUAAAUCAAAAACAUUUUAUUUUAAGUUCUUUCACUGCUAAGUUUUAUUUGAUUCUUUAUAGAGAGUUAAGAUCUCAUUGCUAAAACUAUGUGUCAUCAGCUAUAAAAAUUAAUAAAUUAAAUGAAACCAAAUUAAUGUUAGGGUACAUUUAAACACAUUUGUGAUGUACUGAAGCAUUUCAUAUAUUGAUACUUAUUGAAUAUAUGCAAGUUUUAAAAUAUCUUGCUACAUUAAUUCGUUGAAGAUGUUUAUUACUCUGAAACAUAAUUUUUUUCUGGUGAUAAUAAAGUGUCUUGAAAUGUCAUGCUAACACCUAAAGAUGAGAGGAGGAAUUACAAAUAUAAAUAUACAGUGUGUCCACAAAGUCCCGUCAAGGUUUUGAAAAAUUGU
This is a messenger RNA of Zootermopsis nevadensis, 1401 nucleotides long. It is a transcript of the gene Wbp2, whose product is annotated as WW domain binding protein 2. Gene Ontology annotation, molecular function: chromatin DNA binding; transcription coactivator activity. Gene Ontology annotation, cellular component: nucleus. NCBI's taxonomy places the organism in Eukaryota, Metazoa, Arthropoda, Insecta, Blattodea, Termopsidae. The record is from RefSeq and is a predicted model, not a curated record. Gene Ontology annotation, biological process: positive regulation of DNA-templated transcription.